Thermochaetoides thermophila DSM 1495 is the source of this 972-nucleotide messenger RNA. RefSeq lists its product as uncharacterized. NCBI's taxonomy places the organism in Eukaryota, Fungi, Ascomycota, Sordariomycetes, Sordariales, Chaetomiaceae. Gene Ontology annotation, biological process: nuclear-transcribed mRNA catabolic process, nonsense-mediated decay. The record is from RefSeq and is a predicted model, not a curated record. The coding region runs from base 1 to 972 and encodes 323 amino acids. Gene Ontology annotation, molecular function: telomerase RNA binding; telomeric repeat DNA binding; protein binding. Gene Ontology annotation, cellular component: telomerase holoenzyme complex. The transcript has a single exon.
AUGCAAGCACCACCAGUAACAUUCUCGACGGAAACUUCUGCUCGAUCUUCUAAUAGUAACAACGAAAUACUCAGGCAACCUGAGACCAAGGCUAUCACUGCAGAACAACUCGUGACAGAAGUGAAGGGGAUCUAUGCAGGCUUGGUCAUGGUUGAAAGCAAAUGCAUCGAGGUUGAUAAUGCACAAAACGCCGCACAUAAUGACCUGUCGAACAAACUUAGCGAUGAGCAAUGGCAAGCUCUCAUCGCACUUCACCGCACUUACCUGAACGAGCAUCAUGACUUCUUCUUGGCUUCCCAGCACCCAGCUGCAACUCCAGCACUGCGCAGACUACCCGCAAAAUAUGCCAUGCCAGCUCGUAUGUGGCGGCAUGGCAUUCACAGCUUUCUGGAGGUCCUAAGACAUCGCCUUCCUGCCAGCUAUGAACACAUGAUUUCGUUCAUUUAUCUCGCAUAUUCCAUGAUUGCUCUUCUCUUUGAGACUGUUCCCGCAUUCGAGGAAACUUGGAUGGAGUGUCUUGGUGACUUGGCACGGUAUCGCAUGGCAAUUGAGGAUGAUGACAUCAGAGACCGAGAGAUUUGGGCUGGUGUCUCGCGUCAAUGGUAUUCCAAAGCAUCUGACAAGUCCCCAACAACUGGGCGUCUAUAUCAUCAUCUCGCCAUUCUCGCUCGCCCCAAUGCAGUUCAACAGCUGUUCUACUAUUCGAAAUCGUUGUGUGUUGAGAUCCCUUUUGUGGCUGCUCGGGAGAGCAUCAUGACUUUGUUUGACCCGAUCAUGUCCCCCACGCCAAACCCCCAACAAAUGAAGCUUGCACGCCCUGAGCUCCUCUUUGUCAGGACGCAUGGCAUUCUUUUCUGCAUGCUUGCGGGUAAGCAGCCUCGCGAAGAUCCAGAGGCGCCGAUGAGCGAGAUGCUCCAAUGGCUUGAUUCGCAUAUUGCACGGUCAACACUUAGCUGGCGCUCGACUGGGUAA